This is a messenger RNA of Alosa sapidissima (American shad), 3690 nucleotides long. RefSeq names its product UDP-Gal:betaGlcNAc beta 1,3-galactosyltransferase, polypeptide 2 (gene b3galt2). Bases 1598 to 2926 code for a protein of 442 amino acids. Lineage: Eukaryota; Metazoa; Chordata; Actinopteri; Clupeiformes; Clupeidae. The record is from RefSeq and is a predicted model, not a curated record. Gene Ontology annotation, molecular function: N-acetyl-beta-D-glucosaminide beta-(1,3)-galactosyltransferase activity. The transcript is spliced from 2 exons. Gene Ontology annotation, cellular component: membrane.
UUUUUGACAGCAAUUCUUUGUCACAAUAAAAUAAACAUGUUUUUAUUUUAUGUUAUUUUCCACAAAUACUUGAGACAAUAUGCUCAAUAGAUGAUCAGGGCAGACUUCUUUCAUCUGACCACAUGUGCUACCUCUCUCUCUCUCUCUCUCCUUCUUCUCUCUCUGUCUCUCCCUCUCUCUUUCUCCUAAUCUCUCCCACACUUCUGUCCCUGCCUCUCUUCCCCCGCUUGCAUUAUGCGACCAUCGAGUUAAAUUCCUUUUCUCUUUUUUCCCUCUUUCCUGCACAGAGAGGGGUUGGGGGUGGGAGUGAAUCUAAAUGGGUCACGUGGGAUCCCCUGCUAAGUAGGCUGUGACGUCGGCUCCCCCAGUCACUAGAGCCGGAGUCUGUCAGCAGCUGGUUUUUUCCCAGCCCCUCUCCCACCAGAGGAGAGAGAAGAGGAGGGAGAAGGAAGCCCUUCCCUUUGGCCAGCCCCGAACCAAAACAGAGGAGCUGUUUUCCUUUGUGCCACAGUCAAGCUGUUUUGUUUUUAUUCUGUUUCCUUUUUUGUUUCUUCCUUUUAGCUGGGAGGAAAAAAGGGACUAGGCAAUACAACCAUCUUUAACAUCAGUGCUGAGGCUGCUUUUGCCUGCCGCUAGUUCUGCUGACUGCCUUGCUUGUCUGUCUGGAGAGAGAUUAAUAUCAGAUGCGCACCGCACACACACUGGGGAGAGGGGCAGAGAGAGAAAGGAAGGAUGCUGAAGUUUUUCCCCCCUCAUUUUCUGCACUUAUUUUUACCCUUAUCGUUUUCCUUCUGGGAAAGACGGAGCGAGAUAGGGAGGGAUUGACCAUGCUGGCCGAGACGGAGUAGAAGUAGAAGAAGUGCGAGCUCAUAGGCAACCAGGAGGCAAUCAAAGCAAGCAAGCGAGUGCACAGGAAAUGAUCGCCCUGGAUAGAGUGUAGCAGAUGGACGAGCUUGUAUGCCAAGACUGAUGCAUGCAGGAUCAAGCCGCUGCUGAUGUGUGCUGAUGAUUAGGGGAAAGGGGAAAGGAGCACAUUAUCCCAGAUUAAUCUUUUUUCAUUUCCAGCGGUAGUGGAAGAGAGGAGGAGGAGAAGAGGGAGGGGGAGGUUGGGGAGAUGGCGUGCGGACUGUGUCGACAGACGGCUCCAACAUCAGAUCACUUUGACUGCUUGCCACGAAUGGAGAUAACGAAGACACUCGUCUGACGGUGGAGCGCGCGCGAGAGAGAGCGAGCAAGAGAGAGAGAGAGAGAGAGAGAGGCAGUAAGGCGGAGGGAGCCAAGGAGACAACUGUCCCUCAGAGGAAGACGCUGUUGCGUGUCCCCCCCGCAGCAUGUAUGCCUGCCACUCUCCACAGCAUCAGCCACAGCGGCACUUCCUGGCAGUUCUCAUGACCAGCGUGUCACUUCCCUCCUAGCUCCACCAGUGGCGGGGCGGGGUGGAGUGGAGCAGGGCGGCGAAAGCACUGGGGCUGAGGGAGCCCUGAGACCGACUCAUCUGCCAGCAGAGAUAACCCUCGGGCUGUUUUUCGCGAUCGCGCAUGUUUGACGCGAUUGGAUGUGACCGCCACGUUUUGCCACAGCGGUCCCUUAGUGCACCAUGCAGUGGCGACGGCGGCAGCACUGCUGCCUGGCCAAGAUGACCUGGAGCUGCAAGCGCUCGCUCUUCCGCACCCACGUGGUGGGGCUGCUGUCGCUGGCCUCGCUCUCGGCCACCGUGCUCUUCCUCAGCCAACAGGACUGGCUGCCGGGCCACGCGGGCCUCCGGGACAACCCUGUGGCCUACACGGUGCAGCAGCAGCAUGCCAGCGGCUUCACGCGCCCACGCAGUGACGCCAACCUGAGCGCGCUGCGCAGCAUCUGGAGGUGGGAGACGGGCUACGCCGCGCCGCCCAAGCCCCCGGCCAACCUGAGCAGCCACCCGGCCGCAGAGCCCCUGCCCUUGGCCGCCGAGCUGAGCCUAGAGGACUCGCUGAGCACCAACAGCAGCCUGCAGGGAGAGAUGGGCGUGGGCGGGAGGCUGGCGGCGCAGCCGUACCGCUACAUCCUCAACGAGCCGCACAAGUGCCGCGACGGCGCCGCGCCCUUCCUGGUGCUGCUGAUCGCCGCAGAGCCGGGCCAGGCAGAUGCCCGCAACGCCAUCCGGCAGACAUGGGGGAAUGAGAGUGUGACGGCGGCAGCCGGCCUGGGCUUCGUGCGGCUCUUCCUGCUGGGCGUGAUGGGCUCCAGUCAGUCCGAGGCACACAUGCAGAGCGCCAUUGAGGACGAGAGCCGGCAGUUCCACGACAUUAUCCAGCAGGAGUACCUGGACACUUACUAUAACCUGACCAUCAAGACACUAAUGGGCAUGAACUGGGUGGCCACGCACUGCCCACACGCCAGCUACGUGAUGAAGACGGACAGUGACAUGUUUGUCAACACCGAGUAUCUCAUCCAGAAGCUCCUCAAGCCCGACCUGCCGCCCAGGAGGAUCUAUUUCACCGGCUACCUGAUGCGGGGCUACGCACCCAACCGCAACAAGGACAGCAAGUGGUAUAUGCCCUCCGAACUGUACUCCAGCGAGAGGUACCCCAUCUUCUGCUCGGGAACGGGCUAUGUGUUCUCGGGGGACCUGGCGGAGAAGAUCUACCAGGCCUCCCUGAGCAUCCGCCGGCUGCACCUGGAGGAUGUGUACGUAGGGAUCUGCCUGGCCAAGCUGCGUAUCGACCCCACGCCACCGCCCAACGAGUUCCUCUUCAACCACUGGCGUGUGUCGUACUCCAGCUGCAAGUACAGCCAUCUCAUCACCUCUCACCAGUUUCAGCCCAAUGAACUUAUCAAGUACUGGAACCACCUGCAAAGCAACAAGCACAACGCAUGCGUCAACAUGGCCAAGGAAAAGAAUGCACGCUAUCGCCACCGGAGGCUGCAUUCAGAUAGGUUCUUAUGAUAACUGGCGGCAGGGUCAGAAUUGGCAGAGUUCACAAAGGUCAGAGGUCAAAUACAGAAUAGAAAAAAGGUGACAUGUUUUUCUCCAAGCUCAGCACCCCACUGAAUAGGCAACAGCACAGUGUUUUUGGUAUUGUGUACAGUCGACUAAAACUAUUUUUUUAAUUUGAGACAGAUGUUAUGUAUUGUGAAUCUGUAACUCUUUUUAAAAGGGCAGUGUAAUACAUGUGCAAUAUUGAGCAUGCACAAAAACAAAAGGAAAAAAAUGUAUAUAACUAUAUAAAUAUAUCUAAAUAUAUCUACAAUGGUGGUUUUAAUCAUAUCAGGUGCCAACAAGGAUAUUUGUGGUGAGGUUGUCAAUAUUUUCCUGGAAAUUUUAAUUUGGUCUGUGCACAGUUAUACCACACUGGGUCCAAUUUGAUUGAGUUUACUUGUUUUGGCUUACUACAAAGGAAAAGCGAAAAAGAUAAUUGCAUGAAAAGGGGAUAUACCCUUCUGCAACCACUUCUCGAGUGUGACAUUCCAAAAGCAGGACCCAAGCAGGACCCAAGGUUGUUUCCUAAACUGCCCAGAACACACCAAAUGAUCGUUUACCUGAAAAACUACAUGGUCAAAUCGUUAUUAUACACAGUAUUUAGACACAGAGUGUAUUGUUCUAUACCAAUGCUGUCAGAUAUAUUAUAUUGAGAUUGUAUUUUUCAGAGCUUUACAUUUGCACUCGGGGUAGUGUGAAGUGAGAAAUAUUGAUUAAAUGUAUUUCCUCCA